Molecule: messenger RNA, 3024 nt
Organism: Lemur catta (Ring-tailed lemur)
Lineage: Eukaryota; Metazoa; Chordata; Mammalia; Primates; Lemuridae
Gene: TEPSIN
Product: TEPSIN adaptor related protein complex 4 accessory protein
Exons: 13
Coding region: 718-2457 (579 amino acids)
Cellular component (GO): trans-Golgi network membrane
Source: RefSeq, a predicted model, not a curated record
GCGGGUCGCGCCCCCGGCGGUGAUGGGCGCGGCCAGACCCUGAGGGGGAGAAAACAGGGUCGGUCGCUGGUUCGGUCGCUUCCGACGGGAGGGAAGGGGCGACCCAGGACCAGGGGUGUCCGGCCGGACACGACGGCCGCUGUCUGCGGCUGGUGGCCGCACAGGUCGGGGUUCCGUCCCCCACAGCCUGGGAGACCCGCGUCCUUCCCGUUCGGGCCCCGGACAGAUGCCCCCGGUUGCAGGAGGGGCACAGACACCUCGGAGGGACGGAGGACGAGCAGCCCUAAGCGCUUCUGAUAAUGCUCUGAGAAAGGUCGGGGCUGCCGCCAGGGCUGGCCGGAGCAAACCGCGUUCUUUCGACGGCCGUGAGCUUCCCAGACUGGAACUCGGGGCUGGGUGGUCCCGGGGGCGCUCCUCAGGCUGCUGGAAAUCGGGUCUCCCGGCUCUGGGUUUGGACGGAGUCACCUGCCGAGUUCUGCAGUUCUCAGCUGUGACCUGCAGACGUCCCCAGUUCCUCUUCAGGGCUUGGCGGGCAAGUAGUGAGCCGUGGGUGCGAGUGGUGCGCGGCCACAGCUCGCGUAGCGCGCCAGGUGUGCGUUUGUAUACCUGGUGGUGACGCGAGGUAGGUGACGCGAGGUAGCUGCCGCUCACGCCUGGCACUGAAGUGGUCCACGUGCUUGUCAUUUGAGCUCCCAGUUCUUCUGAAGGGAACGUCGGAUGAUGAUGUCCCGUGUCCCGGCUACCUGUUUGAAGAGAUUGCUACACCCCAGAAAUCUCCCACGAGUCGCUGGGCAGCAGCCAGUGCCUGCUGGAAUACCUCCUGAACCGCCUGUACAGCAGCUCUGGCCACGUGAAGCUCAAGGUGCUGAAGAUCCUGCUCUACCUGUGCAGCCACGGCUCCUCGUCCUUCCUGCUUAUCCUCAAACGCAACUCCUCCUUCAUCCAGGAGGCCACAGCGUUGGCAGGGCCCCCGGAUCCUCUCCACGGGAACAGCUUGUACCAGAAGGUGCGGGCGGCCGCCCAGGACUUGGGGAGCACCUUGUUCUCCGACACCAAGUUGCCGCUGCCUCCCUCCCAGCCUCCCGGGGCCUUGCCUCCUGCAGGCAUGGGCUCCCAGUCCAGGCCUCACAGCAGCCUCCAGGGUUUCGGCUACAGCCAGGAACGGGGCCACACAGGGAACCACCGUGGGUGCCUCCCUCCAGGAGGACACAGGCAGGGGCAGGACACGGCGGCCGUGCCAUCUUCGUUCUCCUGGAUGCAGGCUCUGCGGGCAAAGCCUUCCUCUCCACCAUCCAGAAGGCUGCAGAGGUGGUGGCUAAUGUUGUGCGCCCUGGGACGGAAAGUCUCAGUGCCCAGAGGCCCUUGCCACGGGGGGACACCUACCAGCCUGCUGUGACACCACUGGCCAGCCAUGGCCACCCCACCCCUGGGAACCCGCUGCCUGGGGCCAUCCCGGGCACCCGAGCUGUGAGGCACCAGCCUGGGCAGGCCGGAGGGGGCUGGGAGGAGCUGGACAGCGGCCCCAGCUCUCGGAAUUCUUCCCAGAACAGUGACCCGAGCAGGGCCUCGGACUCAGGCAGUCGGUCCGGCAGUGACAGCCACUCGAAGGCCAGCCGGGAGCCAGGCGACCUGGCAGACAGGGCUGAGGCCUCGAGUGACUGCCAGCAGGAGCUGAGCCUAGUGAGGACAGUGACCCAGGGGCCAUGUGCCUUCCUGAGCCGUGAGGAGGCGCAGCACUUCAUCAAAGAGUGUGGGCUGCUCAACUGCGAGGCUGUGCUGGCGCUGCUGAUCCACCACCUGGGCGGGACCAGCGAGUGCACCCAGAUGAGAGCGCUGAGCGCCAUCGCCUCCCUGGGGGGUGCCGACCUGCUCCCCCAGGAGCACAUCCUCCUCCUGUCGCGGCCGCGGCUGCAGGAGCUCAGCAUGGGCAGCCCUGGACCUGUGACCAACAAGGCCACCAAGAUCCUGAGGCACUUUGAAGCCUCCUGUGGACAGCUGCCCCCUGCCCGGAGGCCCCCCGCCGAGCCGGGCCCCGCAGCCUCCCUCGCAGGCCCGUCCGACCUGCUGGCCGAUGCUGUGCCUCUCACGGGGGGCCGGGUUGUCCUCCAGCCUCUGAGUUCAGCCCUGCUCCCACCCCUAUCCCCGGACGCCUCCCCUCUCCCAGCCCUCGGAGACGCCAGUGGGGCCAAGACCGGACUGGCAGGCUCCCGAGAGCAGGGGGCGAGACACCAGCAGGCCCUGGGAGGCACAGCCAUCCCCGAGGGAGGCCCCAGCACCUGCCCAUGGAGCCGUGACUCCUUGUUUGCUGGCAUGGAGCUGGUGGCCUGCCCCCGCCUUGUGGGGGCCAGGGCUGCUGCACAGGUGUCCCGCCUGGACCCCCAGGGCCCCCGGAUAUCAUCACAGAGGACAGCAGCCAAAGAGCCCGAGCCAUCAGCUUUUGCAUUCUUGAACGUGUGACCAUGUUGGCCUGGCCCUGGAGGUUUUCAGCCUUAGCCGGCGAACUGCGCUUCCAGAGCGGCCCUUGGCCGGAGCUGCUACAGACUCCAGGCAACUUGACCUGAGAGGAAGACCCCAGGGCUACCUCAGUUUCCCUCACCUCCUGUGCCAGAGGCUGGCUGUUUUGAUUUGAUUCCUACAGCAGAGGACAGGCUGGUGGCAGGGCCUCCGAGUUGCUGACUUCAGGGUCCCAGGGCCACCCCUGUCUGCCUUGCCCUCUGGAACCCAGCUGCUCCUGUGGACUGGGGACAGUUGCUCGGUUCUCACUCUGCUUCAUCUGAACUCUGCUCCCCUCCCCAGGGAGGGCUCCUUCUCCUGGGGGCGGCCGGGUGCUGACGAGGCAGGGUUGGUGCCCGUGGCUCAAGGGGGUCCAGCCUAUACGCUGCCUCUGGGCUCCCACUGUCCCCUCUGCCACAGCAGCUCCCAGCAGACCUGGCCUUGGGCACCUGAGUGACGAGUCCAGGUCUCAGGACAGAGACAGCCUGCAGAGCUGUUUACGUGUUCUGAAUAAACACUACUGUUUAUACA